CAGGAUACACCAUGCGGCAAAGAAAAAGGGCAAAGAAAGUACGGCGGUCCACCUCCCGACUGGGAAAGCCCGGCUCCUUUAAAGAGUUGCGAAAUUUUCGUCAGAAAUAUUCCAAGAGACUGUUACGAAGACGAGCUUGUUCCAGUAUUUGAGAAGAUAGGGAAGAUUUACGAACUGAGACUCGUAAUGGGCCGCUCUGGAUCCCAUAGAAGGUAUGGAUUCGUUAUGUACACUAACAAAGAACACGCGAAACAAGCGGUAAAGGAGCUUAACAACUACGAAAUUCGUAAAGGCCAGUUCUUGGGUAUCUGGGCGCCAAACGAAGAAGCCUUGCUGAAACUUAUGGAAAGAACAGGAUACACCAUGCGGCAAGAAAAGGGGCAAAGAAAGUACGGCGGUCCACCUCCCGACUGGGAAAGCCCGGCUCCUUCACAGGGUUGCGAAAUUUUCGUCGGAGGUAUUCCAAGAGGCUGUUACGAAGACGAGCUUGUUCCAGUAUUUGAGAAGAUAGGGAAGAUUUACGAACUGAGACUCGUAAUGGACCCCCUCUCUGGAUCCCAUAGAGGAUAUGGAUUCCUUCUAUACACUGACAAAGAACACGCGAAGCAAGCAGUAAAGAAGCUUAACAACUACGAAAUUCGUAAAGGCCAGCUCUUGGGUGUUUGCAAAUCUGCCAGGAGAGUUUUGCACAUGAGGAACCUUACGUCGACAACUACAGAAGACAAAAUUAGAAAGCUGUGCAGUCAAGUUGUGGGAAGAGACAAUGCUGUGGAAAGAGUAAAGAAGAUAAGAGAUUAUGCAUUCAUUCAUUUUAGAGACAGAGAUGAUGCUAUCAUGACCAUGACUCAACUUAAUGGAAUGAAUGUUGAAGGCACUUGCAUUGAGGUUGUAUGGGCAAAAAGAAGAAAGAAGGCUAAUCAGGACUGUCACCUGGGUGAGGUUGAUAGAGCAUACAACAGAGGCCAGGAAGCGUUGGAAUCUUGGAAGCAGAAAGAAGUAUCAUAUGUCAGGGGCUAUGGCUAUGAUUUUGAUCCUAGUUACUCUCCACCAUCGUAUUACAACCCGAUGUCUCCACCACCCGCAAGCAGGGGGUUGGCAGAACGAGGUCCCAUGGGCAUCAGAAGCCCUGUGCGAGGCCGAGGGAUGAUGAGGGGGUGGGGCUUUAGGAAACAUCCAGCAGAGGUGCUGGAUGACCUUUGCCAGAAGAAUGGAUGGGGAAGUCCUGUAUACCAGCUUCAUUCUCCCAUGGGAAGGGAUGGAAGUGGGGCCCAACAGUUCUUAGAGCUCUUUUUGUACAAGAUCACCAUACCAGCUCUCGGUACUCAGUUUCCAAAUCAUAACCCAUUUACCCCAAAUAAUCUGUGUUCUACUGUUGAGGGGGCAAAGGUUUUUGCAGCAGAGUGCACAUUGAUGCAGUUAGGUGUGCCUCUUGAAGCCAUAGAGUACAUUAGCCCACCAUAUCCUUACACCCAGCCGAGCUAUGUCACCCACCCCGGCCCACCUGUGGAACUCUUCCAACAGUUCAUGUGAAAAGCCAUUGAUGACCUAAGGAAAACGAGAAAGAUUUAUGUGAAGUUGAACAGUACAAGAAGGUUGAGUUGGCAUUACAAAACUCCCUGCCACACUUAAGCUAGUCUGAGAUCCAGCUCAUCAUACAGUGCUAUCAGAUGAUAUAGAUCACCAAGUUUAUAUUCAUUGUAAUGAUACACAUACGCACCUUACUUGGCUGAUACCAGCACAUGUCAAUAUGUGAAUUAUAUGUACACUCAGCAUACCGUUUAUGACUUUCAGUAGUUUCAAAUCUUAGUGAAUGAUUUAUGGCAAAUUUUUACUGAGCAGUUGUUUUCCCCUUUCCAAUCAUGUGCCACUUAACAAAUAGAUGAACCUGUAUGUUGUUUAUUCUGCUAGGUUGUGUUUAUAUUGGCAGUCAUUCUUUCCAGUAGAAAUUUUGUCUGUCCAAGUUAAACAUAGAUCACCAAGUUUAUAUUCAUUGUAAUGAUACACAUACGCACCUUACUUGGCUGAUACCAGCACAUGUCAAUAUGUGAAUUAUAUGUACACUCAGCAUACCGUUUAUGACUUUCAGUAGUUUCAAUCUUAGUGAAUGAUUUAUGGCAAAUCAAAUCUCACUCCCGGCCCUCACUCCUCAAAACCUCAAAAACUCACUCUCAAUGCGACACCAAACGUACAUUCCCUACUACUGUCAAUUCGAUAAAAAGUAACCAAUCAGCAAUACCUAAUGAGCAAAUGACCAAUUUGUCGACUAUACAGGUAAUCAAUCAGGCAUUCCUCAGAUUAAUAAAUAAUCAAUCGGCUCAUGUCAGUCAGUCGGCUAAUACGCUGGGGGAAGUGAUCCAUCAGCUAUUAUGUGGAUCAGUUAUAAUCAAUCAGCUGUUAUGUGGAUCGGGUAUAAUCAAUCAGCUGUUAUGUGAAUCAGUUAUAAUCAAUCAGCUGUUAUGUGGAUCAGUUAUAAUCAGUCAGCUGUUAUGCGGAUCAGGUAUAACCAAUCAGCUUUUAUGUGGAUCAGGUAUAAUCAAUCAGCUGUUGUGUGGAUCAAUUAUAAUCAAUCAGCUGUUAUGUGGAUCAGUUAUAAUCAAUCAGCUGUUAUGUGGAUCAGUUAUAAUCAAUCAGCUAUUAUGUGGAUCAGUUAUAAUCAAUCAGCUGUUAUGUGGAUCAGUUAUAAUCAAUCAGCUGUUAUGUGGAUCAGGUAUAAUCAAUCAGCUUUUAUGUAGAUCAGGUAUAAUCAAUCAGCUGUUGUGUGGAUCAAUUAUAAUCAAUCAGCUGUUAUUUGGAUCAGUUAUAUUCAAUCAGCUAUUGUGUGAAUUACUUAUAAUCAAUAAGCUAUUAUUUUAUAAUGUGAAUCAGUUAUAAUAAAUCACCUAUUGUGUUAUGUAAAUCAGUUAUAAUCACUCAGCUGGUAUGUGUAUCAGUUAUAUUUAAUCAGGUAUUUUGAGGAUCACCUACAAUCAAUCAGCUAUUAUAUGAAUCAGUUAUAAUCAAUCAGCUGUUAUGUGGAUCAGUUAUAAUCAAUCAGCUGUUAUGUGGAUCGGGUAUAAUCAACCAGCUGUUAUGUGGAUCGGGUAUAAUCAAUCAGCUAUUGUGUGGAUCAGUUAUAAUCAAUCAGCUGUUAUGUGGAUCAGGUAUAAUCAAUCAGCUAUUGUGUGGAUCAGUUAUAAUCAAUCAGCUAUUAUGUGGAUCAGUUAUAAUCAAUCAGCUGUUAUGUGGAUCGGGUAUAAUCAACCAGCUGUUAUGUGGAUCAGGUAUAAUCAAUCAGCUGUUAUGUGGAUCAGUUAUAAUCAAUCAGCUGUUAUGUGGAUCAGUUAUAAUCAAUCAGCUGUCGUGUGGAUCAGGUAUAAUCAAUCAGCUGUUAUGUGGAUCAGUUAUAAUCAAUCAGCUAUUGUGUGAAUUACUUAUAAUCAAUCAGCUAUUAUUUUAUAAUGUGAAUCAGUUAUAAUAAAUCACCUAUUGUGUUAUGUAAAUCAGUUAUAAUCAAUCAGCUGGUAUGUGAAUUAGUUAUAUUCAAUCAGCUAUUUUGUGGAUCACCUACAAUUAAUCAGGUGCAAUGAGAAUGAGCUAUAAUCAGUCAGCUAUUAUAUGGAUCAGUUAUAAUCAAUCAGCUAUUAUUUUAUAAUGUUCGGUUAUAAUAAAUCAGCUAUUGUGUUAUGUAAAUCAGUUAUAAUCACUCAACUGGUAUAUGUAUCAGUUAUAUUUAAUCAGGUAUUUUGAGGAUCACCUACAAUCAAUCAGCGAUUAAUCAGCUAUAAUCAAUCAGCUACUAUGUAGAUCGCUUAUAAUCAAUCAGCUGUUAUGUGGAUCGUUUACAAUCAAUCAGCUAUUAUGUGGAUCAGGUAUAAUCAAUCACUUAUUAUGUGGAUCGGUUAUAAUCAAUCAGCAACUGUGUGGAUCAGUUAUAAUCAACUAACUAUUAUGUGAAUUAGUUAUAAUUGGUCCGCUAUCAU
Molecule: messenger RNA, 3959 nt
Organism: Liolophura sinensis
Lineage: Eukaryota; Metazoa; Mollusca; Polyplacophora; Chitonida; Chitonidae
Product: APOBEC1 complementation factor-like
Exons: 10
Coding region: 187-1530 (447 amino acids)
Molecular function (GO): RNA binding
Source: RefSeq, a predicted model, not a curated record